AGCCUCAAUUCAUAAACCACUUGUCCUAUUGACAUGACAACUCCUUUCUUUAGUUGAUAACUCCCCCUGCUUGCCCCCAGUCCCAUAGAUUGGCGUUUCUUGCGUAAACAUUUUUUUUGCUCGAAAAAGGUGUGUCACGAAACCCCCACUUUUCUCUCUGCUUGCAACAUAAGUAUUUCAGAUAGAUCCAUGCCGUCGCAGUCAGUAUAUUAUAUAGUCGUCUUGAGAAGCUUAGUAAGUAAGUAGUCUGCAUUUAGUGGAGUGCACUGGUCGUCUUCAUCAAGGAGAAACAGGAGUUGGAGAGAAUUAGCUCCCACUUCCACAAGUCAAGGGUCCACAUUUUUCUUCAUUCAUCAAAAAAGCGGUAGUAACGACAUUCACACAAAGUUGUUCGACUGCUUGUUCUUUAUAAGUAGAGGUCGUAGUAGAAGUACUCGUAGCACUGCUUCUUGAUAAGAGGUCGUAGUGGAGGAAGUACUCGCACCGUGUUCGACCUCCGCGAAAUACACUUGAACUUGUUGUAGUAGGUGAGGAAAAAGACAUGUUGACCGCUUUUACUCCCACGAGGAGCGUUGCGGAAACGUGCAAGACCGGGAAAGCUGUGAACGAAAUCGUGUCCAGAUGAGAGGGCGUUUCCGCGGCUGCGACAUGCUGCCGCCACUCGCUCGGACAGCGCUCAAGCGCCUCCUGUGUAGGAGGAGGACGACGAAGAUGAGCAGAUCUUCUCAAGAACAGCAUCUUCAUGCUGUUGUUGGGCUGCUGCAAGCCAAAAGAAGAUGUCGAGCGUUUUUCGUCGGAUUUUUCUUCCUCCUGCAGGCCCUGCUCGUUACCUCAACCCGCAGCGAUGACGAUGACAGCAGGUCGGACACGAAGAUAUCGGGUUCAGGAGUUGUGCGAAGACCUGCGGCAGAGAAGAGUAGCAAGAGCCCGCAGGACGAGGAUGUUGAGGCGUUUGCCGAGGAAGUGGAACGGUUGCUCCAGGAGAAGGAGGAAGCGGAACGGUACCUACCGAAAAGACCCGAAGUCCACCUGAAAAAGCGGCCAAAGACAGCACUAAAAGAGGGAAUUGCUUACAACGAGGUUUUCCGGCAGCGCGUAGAACAAGAGCGAAGACGGCUCUCGGAAAAAGGCGAAGCCGCGGAGAACACGAAAACACUGUUGACUUCGGGUCUCGACCCAGCGAAAGUUGUAGAGUUGGUAGACCGACAAACUUCACGCCCGAGCACGGGAAACGGUGCUUCAAGUGCGUCGAAGGUAGGAGACCACGAUAUUACUGUAAAAGAUACGCAUCUCCAAGGAGGCGGUGGCCCCAAAGGAGCGGCAAAAAAUUUUGGAUUUGAGAAGAAUCUAAGGCGUGAGCUGACCUCAAAACGGUCUUAUGACGAUCCCGAUCUGAUGACAACGUCGCGAGAUCUGCAGAGGCGCCUCACGGUAGAAGAGGGUCUUCGCCUCGCAGUUGCGACUCCAGCAGCUGCGCCUCUAGCGAGGAGUACAUCCGAUAAAACCUCUGCGGUUGACAGUAGCGACAGCAGGGCGCAAAAGAGGAGUUCCACUCAUUCUACUCCAGAUGGUUUGACGCGACGGCUUUCCCAAUUGACAGAGCACGAGCGGCAGAAGCACCACGCAAGUCAGUGGGCAGCGACUGCACGUGCCGCGAGUGUAGCUGAAGUAGAGCGGGAGCGGUUAUCGCGCGAGCAAGAACAAGCUGCUCCUCCACUCCGCAAAAAUAGUGACCAUGGAAGGGCUUCAUCAAUCGCUUCAAGUUCAAUGAGGAGGAGCAACGAACAAGAUGAGGAGCAACGAAGACUCCAAGGCUCGUCUGGCGGUGUAGAUGGCGUAAAUCUAGCACUGAAUAAGGGUGUUGCGCUGUCCUCCACGGGAACCGAAGUGCACCCGAAUCCGGCCAUAGGCUCACGACAAGGCAGUGCGAGCUACGCGGUCGAUGGAACGAAGGGAAUGUCUUUUUUCCAAGACGGGUGCGCGCAGACGUGGUCCCGCGCCACCGGGGACGGGGGCGAGGACACCGAUGACUUCCCGUGGCUCCGGGUGGAUUUGGGGCGUCCCGAGCACGUGGGUUUGGUGCGGCUGUGGCCUCGGAACGACGUUUUGAAGACACUGACGCACUUCGAGUUUCGUGUUGGCACGAUUGGCGGAGACCGAUACGACGAGAACGUCAUCUGCAGUUCGGGUCCCGGGGGAGGCCUCUCCGGUGUCACCGAAAUGGACGACGACGGGGUCACGCUGAUUCCUGGGCAGAUGAACUCCAUCACGUGCGAAGCGUUCGGGCGGUACGUUUUUAUCCUCAUCCGAAAGCGCAGUGCAGUCUUGUCGCUCUGCGAGGUCGAGGUCAUAGCGCAAGGACCAGUGGGUCGAGCGGACCUGUCCGCGGUGGCGGGGCAACCCUUCAACAUCUAUCUACAAGGGAUAGGGAUGCAAUUGGCAAAUCGCAUCCGAAUCGUCGAAGACACCAUCCUGUGCGGCACAUUGGAGAGCAGAACGAUGUCGCACUCCGUCUUCCCUCUCACCUCGCCUGAAGGUGCGUUUUUUCCUUACUAGAAAGAGCGCAGAGCGUUCUUAUGUUGUGAUCAGUAUACGAAGUAGAUAUUAGUUUAUUCUAUUCGCCAUGAUUUUAGUAGACAUAGACUUUCUUUUGAUGUAUGCGAGGUCCAUUGAGUUCUUGGAAGCUUUGCACUUUUCAACAAUGACGGAUAAAGACAUCGUGAUGUUAGAAGUAACACCUAUGUUGCCUUGACCUAGGUCCUCCGGAUCUGACCGGCGCCUCUUUGUGGGAGCAGUGGUCCAACGUGACGAUUGCUCGUGCGGGUUACUACAAAGUGUGCUGGUGCGGUGGCAGUUGCGACGUCGGCGAGAGCGUCUUUUCGACACAUGCCCUCCGUCUCGUUCUGACCGGGUCGAUCGUGACGAUCUCCAACGGCGUCGGACGCGCGCCGGCCAAUUUGACGGACCCUGGUGUCGUGGACGGCGUCCCGAUUAUCCACAGCGCAAUGUCAAAGCCCCUUGAUGUGGCAGUGAUGGAGCGAGGUAUCUUCGUCGCCGAGGGACAUCGGAUACGCUACUUAGACCUGAUUAUGGGACAGGCGUACCGCAUUGCGGGGAACCUCUACUCGGGGAACGGGGGUGAUGGAGGACUCUCGCAGGCCGCUCUCCUGAACAAACCUGCCGGGCUGACGAUUGACAAGCGCUAUUACUGGGAGUUCCUGGCGACGGACGCAGCGUUCGGCACAGCCACGUUCCAAACCGCUAAAGUUAAGGACUACUAGAAACAUUCAAAGUACAGAUUAUAGCACUUGCUUAAUAUUACGAUAGAUUUUACAUCUACCUCCUAGUUCCGUAGAGCUCUUCUAAGAAGUGGGAUAUGUUCCAGAACACGCAGCACUUCGUGUAUCGGCUGUACUUGGCGGAGCAGCACAACCAUCAGGUUCGAGCGAUAGAGUAUAGUCCGAAGCAUUUGCUAACUACGGCAAUCACGGAAGCAGAACUAUACACCACAACGGGGAUCAUUUCGCGUAUUGCAGGCACGGGCUCUCCGGGUUUCUCUGGGGAUGGCGGAGCAGCGCUGUUGGCAAGGUUGGACUCGCCUAGUGGGAUCUACUUGGACGCGGAAAAGAUGCUCUGGUUGGCAGAUUCACUGAACAACCGGAUUCGCAUUGUCUUCCUUUUAUGAACUACAAGACGGAGGUUUCGGAUGAAACUAUCAUCUUUUAUUUUUCAUGAUCGUUUGUUCUGUUUUCUUGUAGACAUUCUUUUGGUAAAGAAGCGGUGACUUUCCCAUGAUUGACCUAUGAUUGAGCAAAUCUUGGUCUAGGGUGAAAACCUUGAAGUUGCUAUUUUCCCCUUGUCCCCUCCUUACUUUCUCUUGUGCCUGCCUCGUCUUUGUCUACUUAGUCAUUAUAGUCCCUUCGCCUUACUAUUGCCACUACUUCUCCUACUAAAUGUGAUGUUCCUUUCUAAUACUUGACCCAUUGAGCUCGCGAUUUGGGAAAAUUUACACUGCUAUCGGCGAGGGGCCCCAGGGAUAUGGUGGUGACGGUGGAAAUUCCCUGCGUGCGCAGAUCAACUUCCCCAAAGGUGUCGUCUGCACUCACGUAGACCCUCUGGAGGAGGAUGAUGAGGAGGGAAGGCUUCUGCGGGCUGUGGUCUACAUCACAGAACACGGAAACCACAUCGGGCGAGUAGUGCAGAUGCACUUCGGCGAAACCUGCGGACUUCAAAACGGUCCUAUUUGCGGUCUCAUCGACACUUACGUCGGCACGCCGAUGCAGAGUGGGUAAGGCUUCUUUUUUUUACAGUAAGACGGUUGUGCUUGUUGAUGUAUCUUCAGUCUAGUCAACACUGACUUUGUUCAGAUUACAUAUACCGAAUAGAUCGAUAUCGAAACGAUGCACCAUCUUGAUGUAUGACCAUAUGUAACCUUUGAAUAUUUAACCAGUGUUGAUUUGUAUCUGAUAUUUUGACCAGGGAUUUGUUGGGGAAUCUGAGGAGCACUGCUUUUUUGAAUGCCCCUAUGGGUCUGGCGUUUAACCAGUUGACCAAUAUGCUGACGAUGUCCGACUGGGGGAAUCACCGAUUAAUCGGGAUGCCGACAGCGCAGGUUGUUAGUAUGGGUUGCUGGCGUGAUUCAACUGAUCCGAAUGCGGUGUUACUGAAAUCGCUGGAGAACCCGAAUCCGCCUUCGCCUUACCUAGUGGGCGAUUACUUGACGCGCAAGAACCCGGUGCACGCUUGCUUCUUAGAGUCCUUGCGUAUGGGUUUCGUGCUGUUUGGCAUUCGCCAAGGCGGGGAGUGCGUGUCCAACAAGAAUGCGGAGAACACUUACAAGGCCUAUAAGACGUCCACGACGUGCGUCGACGGGCUGGGGGCCACGUCCGACAAUAACAUCUACAAAAUCAUCGCGCCAGGGCAGGCGUUAGCGGAGCUCGGGCGCGUGUUCGCGAUCGCCAAUGCAGGGGGGUUGCCCGGUUACGACCAAAAAGCGCUGGCGGACUUUAGCAUUGCUCUGAACGCCGUAGACACUCAACUGCACAGUCCUUCCGGGAUCGACGUAGAUCCAGCGAGCAACAACGUGUGGAUCGCGGACGCUUUGAACAAUCGUGUGCGCGUGAUUUACGGGCAGGCGGGUCCGAACAGUGGCCAGACCUAUCGCUGCACAAACGGCAUGCGGUGCAUCAUAGAGAUUCGCGGCAACGGCCUGAUGACCACGGAUCGCAUUGGCAUGUUUCCGCACGGAACGAAGUGCGGCGAUCCGAAGUCCUUUUUUAGUAAAGGCUUUACAACGCUGGCAGGCGUGAGCACGAAUCCCGCGACGCUGAUUCCCUCGAACAUGUUUGACGCGAAAGAAUUCGACUUGGGCGUGCCGCGAGUGGAAAAAGCCGCCUUAUUUCAGGUCUGUUUCUGUCCAGACCAGAGCGCACGUGGCAGUGGGACAGCGGCAACCAGUGCGACGGGUCGCGUGUGUCAGGACUCGCGCUAUUUUACCACAAGUGCGGGUACUCUGACCAUGAGCGGUCCAGAUCGACUGCGGCUGGACGUGCGCGCUGGCGAGGCGUUUCACUUAACCGUGACCGGGUUGGAUUUGCACAUCCAGGAUCGAGUGAUGUUCACGCCAGCGGUAGACGGCGUAACCGGCGCUGCGAGAACGUGCAUGGACAACUUCUUGCUAGGCUCUGUUCAGGAUCAAGUAUCUCAUCUGCCGGACGUGGUGAACAUGUUCAUGUACGAGACCGCAAUCACCUCUCCGUACCAAAUUCCCCGUGAUUUCGGCAACACAACUGUGAGUUUGUGGCAAAGGCUAGAACUGAAACGCGGUGGAGUUUAUCUGGCUUGUUGGUGUGAUGGCCAGCGGGAGCCGCCGGUUGGCUUCCGCUCAAGGCUGAAUUCCGACUUAGUCGCGUGUCGACGCAAAGGCGACUACCAGACGCAGGCCGUGGAAGUGCACGUGCAUGGUCCUUACACCAUGGACGGCACCUUCUACGCGCCCGGCGAAAUGAGUAUCGUGUACUCGGCGCAAGUUGCGACCUUUGUGCAGCUGAAGCUCGAAGGGAGCCGCUUUCGUCGCUCGGACCGCAUUCGCAUUGUGAAGAAGCUCAGCGCGAACCACAAGUGCGGCACUCUCGGUUCCAUGGAGUUCAGCGACACCAUGUUCGGGAAGGCGCCCACAGGCCCUCCACUAAUCAUUUCGGAGUAUAGCGCGACCUGGACCGACUUUCAGUUCAAGGACAACAAGGAAAUGCUCGUCUGCUUCUGUGGACGCACCACGGGGACGAUGGAUCACGUGUCACAGAAUUUUCCAGGGCAAAUCAACACGAAGACGCAUGAUGGCUGUGUACGCGACGAAGACUACAACAUUUUAGCGGGGGUGCUCAAAGUAAAGGGGUUGUCAGCGACGCAAACCGACGACGGAAUAUUCCGUGUGCCAAAAGGUAUUCUUGUGAUUGCCUCCUUUGAACCUGCAAGCAUGGCUUUUGUUUCUGAAUUUCAACGGACCAAAUAUCAUUUGUACUUGUAAGUAGAAUAUUCGAAAGCUGCGCUGCAUCUUGCAGGGCAUGAACGUUCAUCACUAGUCGAUCCACAUCACUUAGCUUCAAUAUGAUGUCUAUGUUUUAUACGGCAUGAUAGGAGCCUUUGAUGAAUUCUUCAGCCACCGAAUUCGCAUUGACGCUCGUUGGCGAGGAUUUCACGCGUGGAGAGAAGAUCUCUCUCGUAGAGACCUACAUCAAUUGUGGAUCGUCCUCGGCAAGUGUUUCCUCAGCUCAGCUUUUAGGGGAUCAAAUCGAGAAUAUUCCGAUGCGCAACGCAGCGCGAACGGAAAUCACGUGGUCGGGCCUGCGCAUUGACAGCGACACAAUUUUGAAGAUCUGUUACUGCGGUGGCGACUGCGAGCGCGGCAGCAACUACAUGCUGGAGAUAGGAGCGGUGCUGGUAGGGGCGGCGGCGUCCCACUCGAAACUGCAGACGAGUCUGGUCACAGCGAAUCCGACCGAGAAGGACCUGGUGGAAUUCAACAAAAUGCACGCGCACCCAGUACAAUACUGGAAAACCAAGGCGAAUGUCUUGUAUGGCCAUAUUCUGCACGUCAAGACUCGGGACACGCCAGCGGCGCACUCGGGGUCGGCGGGUCCCUUCCACGUCUACUUCUGCCGCACCGAAACGGAGUGCAUGCCGCAAUACGCAGUGCUCUCGAAUCUGGAAGCUCUCGGCCGACAAGCGUGCAAGGGUACGACGUGCUGCGGGAAGGGUACGAUGAACAACGGUGCGUGCGUGUGCAACACUGGUUACACGGGUGACCUGUGCGAGGUACAGGUGUUCACGCGACCGCGGUACCUGAUCUCACCGGUUGCGCUCGAAUUUCGCAGCAUCAAAAUCGUCGCCGGCACCAACGAUGCCUGGUUUUGCGAGUACAUCGUUGCCCACUUCGGCGGCGACUUGGACGACGAGGACCGCGCCAUGUACGACAAAAGCAACAAAUACCUGCUGAACAGUUGGUUCUCUGCGAAUCCAGAGCCGCGUAGUAUCACCACCGGAAAGUACUACUUCUACGAAAACAACUGGCGCAACGCGUUGCAGCAGCCAGCCUUCACAUUCCCGUUUCCGAGUAAGAAGAUCAGCAACGAGUACUACUUGCAGAGUGACCCGUGUAACGGGUGUUCGCUAGGUUACGAGUGCGUACAGGUGCCCAUUCAGGCAGGCGAAUUGUUGUGGCGGGACUUCGAGUUUAAGAAGGCAGAGGCGACGGACACUAUCGGUAGUGCGCAGGCUACGUGCCAGCCAGUGUGCGGCGACGGCCUUGUCGUGGCGGAUGAACAGUGCGACGACGCGAAUAUUCUGCCCGAUGACGGAUGCUCGCCUUUUUGUACAGUGGAGCACGCGUGGCGGUGUGUCUCGAACUACGUGGAGGGCAACGCGAGGGUGGCAUUGCGCAGUGUUUGCGCCCUGGAAUUCUGCAACGAGCGAGCCGGCGCAAGCGUUCUUACGCAGAACUAUGGCCUUUCGCACUUCCAGCGUGGGCAUCAGAUCGGCUACAUCUGCAGUGAGUCAGCAGCCAGGACGAUUGUUCCGAGAGACGAUACCUUUCUCCGCUGCUACGCGUGGACUCCGCUGCUGGAACUGCCCGCCGGCGCCCCCCGCGACGACAUCUGUCCUUCCACUCUGUACCAGUACCACAAUUUCCAAAGUUUGAAGGGCACGGGGUUUGACACCUUUUCCUUCCGCCCGCAGCGAUACACGAAAGUGGACUGUCGUGCGUUCGAUAUGAUUGAGCGACCACCUGGCCGAACAGUGGACACGCAGUUGGUGAACCAGAAAAAAGAUGCACCUUUUCGGACUCACGGCUACCGAACGAAAGAGGAGUGCCGGGAUGCUUGCUUUGUUGAUCCGGAUUGCGUUUACUCCCAGUUCUGGAUACAAAAUGAGGCACCUAGCGAUUGCGACCUUACCUUCGACUGCCACUCGUUCUGCAAGAUCGUCGUGGCGUAUUAUUUAAAUCUUGGACUAUAUAGACUUUGUGUUUUUUUUCCAGUCAUCUCUCUUGUGGACGGUUGGAACCAACAUUAUCAGUUAUGUAGAGGUACUACAGCAGGUACAAACAGUAACAGAUUAUGUGCAUGCGAUGUCGGUUGUCACACGAAGGAUGAAAAGACACGCGAGUCGCUAAAAACGGAUCUUCUUUCUGAUCGUUUUGAGGCACUUUGCGUAAUGUCCAAAAACCAACAGGUACACUGUCGAGCGGGCUGCGACGGCUUCGGAAAAGCAGCAGUUUGGACCCGGAUACUCGUACCUGUACCAAAAGGCUCGUCGCGCAGGCGGAACGCAGACUGGCGACUACUACUGCGGCAUCCAGAAAGCGCCGCAGCCUGUAAGCGCUUACUAUACGCAGGACUUCGGAGCGGCCAUUGUCCUCUUCUCUGACGCAAUUCAAGGCGUCGGCCCCACGCUGUUUCAAGAGGGAUUCUGCACAGACUACGUCGCGGGAGUGAGCAACGGCGUGAUUGGUGGGACUGAAGCGCAGUGCAUCUGGAAGUCGCCGAAGCAUUUGUAUGUCCAAUUUGGCGGUCGAGCUAUGAUCGGCAACACAGAGUGGGCUCUCACGGCCAGCGUAACAGCCACCACGACUUUGGCAAUUGGCGGUAGCAUGGUCCCAACAACGACGGUGGCGCCACCGCGGGCAUUGCAGGUGGCAGAACAAAGCUUCGGGGCAGCAGGAGAGGUUGCUCGACUUCCUCCACAUGACGUCGAAGGACGUCUUCUGACGACCACGACAUCUCUCACGACCCAUGUUCCAGUGUACGACCACUUGCGCCAAAUUCAUGGUGGACCCAGCUUUGUCGUUUUCAAGUCUCCGCAUCUACGACCUCGAGGACAACCCGACUUUCCAGUACCGACGUCGGAUAAACACUAUCCCAUCCCGGUGCGCUCACCGCCCUCACUGGUAGCUAGAUCGCCGCAGGUGAUGCUCAAAGCCCCAGACUCCAUCGGAACGUGCAGUGAUGUCGAAUUCGAAGCCUCGCAGAGUCACACAAGCGGUACUUUUGUCUUGGUGGUUCGAAGCAAAUUUCUCGUCACAGGGUUGCUCUGCCUCUGUUGAUAUUCAUUACUCACGGACGGUUCAUAAUUCCAGAUACUUUCUUAGCUUAACCACGAUUUGUUGCAUGGAUCUGACACUCAGCACCUCUUCAAGGCGUUAGAAAUAACUUUGUUUCUCGAUUCAGCAUCGUAAUUUGACAAAUAAACGUAGGUAUGCGUCGUUGGGCCUCCGUGAAAUGGACGUGCAUGGAGACGCGACCGAUGGACGAGAAUGAUCUGAUGCAGGUGGUGCGAGACAUUCUGUACAACUACUGCGAGACGCACAUCCAGCCUUUGCUAGAUUCGAAGCCUUGGUGUGGAAGCGAGAAGAGCAACGAUCCAAGUGUGAUUGGUGUGCGCCCCUGCGAUUUGAAAGUUGUCUUACCGUUGUCCGUGGUGUGCCAGCUGCAGAGUGUUUCCUUGAGAGUGGAAGUCGGCACGUUCAACGGAAUGACCUCCAUGGCAGAGGCCACAGCGACGCGAGGGAGUCGCAACCCGUUCCUGCCCAUGGCGCGUGCGAUUGGGCCUUCCUCCCUGACGCUGCCUAUGGAGAUCGACGCGACGAAGCCGAUCAGGUUUGAAGUAACAACCAAGGCACCCGAAUACCUCAGGAACUGCUACACAGUGUGCCCCCAAAGUUCCCCCUUCUUCCGAACGACGGCUUCGGUCUCGACAACAAUUAGCCCAUUGACAGAUCAAUCACAGGAGGAACUCGCUGGCAUGGUGCAGGACUUCAUCAAGGUAAUGAAAUACUUACUUACGUGUGAUGAAGUACAACAUCUACAUCUACUUGAAACUGAGAUUAUAGCUCUUUCCUACUAAAUGCAUCUGGUGCAAUUGCAUUUAUUGCAAAUAUUCUCCUGAAGCAGAUUCGGACAGGCCUUGAAUGCUAAGUAGCUCUCUGUUUCUUGUGAGUUUGAUUUCUAAAUGGCAUUGCCUAUACAUAACGCCAGAUUCGCUGGUAUUACGGCAACUGGAUGAUGAGCCCUACCGGCGAGCGCACUGCGCCAAGCAUGAUGGAGCUGUUCUCGGUCGAAGAUCAGAAUGAGAGCGUGAACCAGAACGUGCUGUUGAUAUCUCAGUUUCGCAAUCCGCACCUGUUCUACCAGCCGGGCGCAAUUUGGUACUUCGCCGCUGCGGUGACCUACUCAACGCGUGCGGCAAGCGAAACCGCGUUCUCACUGGUGCCGUUCGAAGUAAAGAUCGACCAAGUGCAGCAAGUUAACGUGCACUUGCGAGCGCCACUUGUGGUGCAGGGCACGACGUGCGGUUUCAUUGUCGACGCGCACCAAACCUCAUACACUGAAUUGCGGGCUUGGUCACACUCAGCGACAGAAAGACGCCAGCUGCUCUUAGAGGGUGACGCAGCAGAAGACUCGAGCAAUGUUUGGGACCCCAAGAAGAGAAAAAUGACAGUACAUAACUUUACAUACUACAGUCUAAACACGAUGCAAGCUAGAAGCAAGUAGUAAAGUUUUCAAAAUCUGAUGCCAAUUCUUUUGAUGUUCUUCUCUGGUCUUCUCUUUUAUCUUCCUCAAAGUCCUCCUUUUCUAUUGCUCCGAUGAUGGUGAUAUCGAUAUCUAAUAUGCUUAGCAUUACUGCGAAUAUUUUUCAGUAUCAUGAUCUCUUAGGCCGCUGAGCGCAAACGCAUUUUGAAGAGUGCAGAGAUCACGCAUCCCGACAACCUAAAGCGAGUGCCUAAUGCUGGGUUUAGCGAGAAGGCUUUCGAGGCGAUGGAGCAUGAGCGGGAGGACGAUAUGCCAGUUCUAGCUCGUUGGCUCGAAGCUGGCGGGACUUCCUUCGAUUUUUUGCGUGCAUUAGAGAAGAGACGAGACGACAUUCGAUCCAUCUCCAGCUUCGAUUCUAAUCGGUACAAGCAUCUAAAGCUGCCAGGAAUGAGGCGCCAGAAGAACGCGGAAGUCAAAGCACUCCCAAGUAAUGUUGCCCACGCUGGAUUUGCGGACGAACGUGCGUUGCAGAAUGGUACUUGUUGGUGCGACGUCACGUUAUAAUAACGUGUUGGGGAUUUGUUAGUAAGAAACUACCAGUGUUGAAAAAAAAAGAAUGCUUACUAGAAAUGAAUGUUGAAUUAAUUGACACAACUAUUUCAGCCGGCGGCUUUUCGUCGACAACGACGACUACGACGAAGACCUUUGCAAUGUCGCAGUGGGAUGGACUGACGCAUUUGGAUGAUCCCCGUUUCCUCGAUUGCUUCGAGACUUUUCCGGACUUAAAGGAGAUCGAAAAUCCUACGCCAGCCUACAAUUUGCGCAACAUCUGCUUGGCUUUGAACAGUACCACAUCGUAUCACUGGUGUGCCGUUUCCCUUGAGUCGGCACGCGUCUCUACGCAGACGCUUUCGCCGGUUUACUGCGAGCUAGCGCGCACAAAUUGUACCCGCGCAGUGAGUCCGCCGAUUCCGGAGCCCUCGUGGUGCAAGAUUGCACCAAUUGUGGUGGACCCAGACAGCGUGACGUUCGUCGGUUCCGAGCCGACCACUCCGCAUCGCAUGGUCUACCGCUGGGGCUGCCGCAUGCUGCCGAGUACUGCGGAUGACGAGGACCCCGCAAGCCCCACACCCGAAAGCAUUAUGGUCGAAGUGCGGCAAAAACUCGAAGUUUGCCAAAAUGCCUACGGGUUCGUGCCCGCAAUGGAGAUGCCGGUCGGUCUGCGAGCUGGAAUCUACGAGUUCACGGUCGAAGUGUACGAUCGAGCGACGCAGUACAUGGUCUACAACGUGCAGCGGUCCAUUCUGGUGCAAGUGCUGGGCGUGGAAGCGGAGGAUAUCUUUCCGGUGCACAUCGCGAGCAGCAACUUUCGGUCGGUGGUCACCGACAUGGGUCGCGGCCCGACGUGCAUACGCGCGGACGACAAAUCCGAGAAGCGAUUCAUGAUGCGCUUCCGCGGUACGGAUCCACGGGAAAACAUGCGGAACAUGGUCAUGAUUGACAUGGAAAACACCGCUUCGCAGGCCUCUAUAAAAGGACAAUACCCCAACUUUGGCACGGCCAUGGCUGAGAGCGUAACCUUUGAGAAGUAUCGCCGUGACCUAGGAUUCACCAUCACGGAAACCACUUCACUGACGGAGUACGCGAUCCACGGAUACUCGAAGAUGCUGUCCGCGGGGUUCACCUACGACUUCUUCGUGGUAGGUGCGGAAAAGAAAGCACCGACGAAAGUCACGGCGUUCUUCAGGUACAAAUUAGAAAAAAGUGCUGAAGAAAACCACUGGUCGGCGAUGUCUAGCGUUGGAGAAAUAUUUACCGACGCAGUAUAUUUAAUUAAUCUUUCUCAUUGAUCAAAAUUGCAACUACAACAGGUAUACCAAUGAGACGAAUGAUCGGCUGACUCUGACGGCUCAGUUCCCAGAGUAUCCGUAUCGAUUUCCCGAAGAAACGAUCGAUCCGGAUGGCACAAAAAAGAUGCGCGGUGUCUCGGGGCCCAUGCUGGAGCCUGCAGUCGCUCCUGGCACGCCGAGUCUGAUCUCUGUCCCGACUUCUGGCGUUGCGGUCAAGGACAUGUUCAAGAUGGAUCAGAUUUGGAGUAGCAAUUAUGCGCCUUUGGAGUACAAGUACGUGUACGCAGAAGUCCCUCCUCUCUUGCACACUGCCUUCGUGGAUUGCCGAGACUUCGACAGCGACCCCGUGAUCCGACGAAACGCAACGAGCUUUUUGGCCGCUACUCUGCAACCAGUGCUGAAAGAAAUGCGGGAAUACUCUUACCGUACGGACAUGGAGACUACGUUUGCGCAGGGCAACUAUUUAGUAGGCGGUAUUGCACGGGAUCGCUUAGGGGCUACGAGUGCAACCUACGCUUGUGUUGAGGUCACGGAGUUGCACCGGGAGGACGCGACGUUCUCUCCCAUCAAGAAACUGGAAGCACUGGACGAGUUUGUGCGACGAAGUUCGGACGCGUUGUCGAUUUUACGCGGCCACAACCAGCCGGGCGGCGAAAUAGCGUUCAUCUACGAGAUUUUGACCAAGGACAUGCCGAACUUCUGGGCCUACGACUGGGAGACCAUGGCGUUCAACAACGACCCGACGCGUGAGUUCGUGCAGCCUCUUAACGCGGCGCCCUUCGUGAGCAAAGAGCAACGCGAACGCGGAGCAGAAUUCGUGCGUCAGGUCCUGUCCUCCAUGCGCCUCGCGGCGGGCCAACUGCACUCCGACAAUUUCCGCAAGGAAGACGCAGAGACAAGCAGUGGCAGUAAUUCGGAGCAGGGUUCGAUGAUGCCCAGUAGUAUUGCCGGCACUUCGGAAUCCUCAAGUGGAGGAAGCAACGGAACCACUCUCCGGGAACUAGGUGAUGAAGAAUCUGGCGAGAAAGAUCCACAGGACGUCAAUAGCAGGGUAAGCAAAGCCGGUCUUGCUGCUGCAAGAGCAGUGGGAGAAGAGAAUUUGGCACUGUUGCAAGGCAUACUACCGGAUGGAAGAAGCAAGAAGGCAAUGCUGCGUACGGAUCUCCUGAAAGAAGUGGUUGCAAGUGCAGUCCGACAGCCUGACGAAGCGAAAGAGCAAACGAAGCGCAAGGCGUCGGAAAAGACGGGAGAGGAGCAGGCGCUGGGAGACGCAUGGGAACGCGGCAUAGACGUGGAUGUCGAUGGUUUUUUCACCAGUGGAGAGAAGAGCAGAAGAGCACUGUCAGGCCAUGAUGGCGGAGACCACUUGAAGCGACACGUUUUGUUGAAUAGUGUGAACAAACUGUUUCACAUCAACACGUUGUCGAACUCCUUGUUGCUUAUGGCGAAGCAGAUUGGCGUGUUCCGGAACAACACGAUCGACAUCAUGGCUGCCGAUGUGGUGAACGUAGUCAUGCAACGCUUCCGCGACGCACACGGACGGCUUUCGCACUUUGACUCUGCCGCCAACGAGUUCCUGGAGGUCGAGGCCGUCUUGCUGGAGCGCGUACAGCAUCUGACGUUGCCGCGCAACCAGAAGACCGUCUCCAACUUCAACUACACCGACCACCCGGACGCGAGACUCUCGAGGAUUAUCAUCGAGGGCGUGGUCAACAUCGCAGAAGCGUAUGUUGUGCAAGCGCCCAUCGGCAUUCUGCAGACUGUGACGGCACCGUUUAUUGAUCCAGCGCGGGCGACGCCGCUGGCUUUGUCCAUUUCCAUCGCGCGGGAUCGGCCGGGCCGCUACGAGACGGGGGAAAGCGACGGCGUGGGCAAGAAUCUAGUGCCGAACGCAAACCUGGUCGGGCGCUGGCCAUACCCGUAUACACGAGUGGCACUGAUGGGCUCUCCAAUAACGGACGUGCUGAUGAACGCUCCCUGGCACAGCGGCGGUGUUUUCCACAUGAACUACGCCGAUGCAACCGGCGGCCGGCCACCAGUGGUGUGGGACUCGGCAGCGAUGAUCGGUCGUCGUACCCAAGAAGCGGAAGAAGGUUCUCUAGAAAACAACGAGGUGGAACCAUAUUAUCCUUCUGCUGCGAUCGAAGAGUCGAACGUCUUCGACUCAGACGAAGUUCCAGUCCCACGUGAGCUAGCAACCAUCACGAUAACUACGACCUCCGCAAGCAUCGGGAAAGUCAUCACACGUACUUCUAUGUAUAUAUGUACCAGGGAGGGAGGCCCCCUCCCCCCCCCCCUGUGGAUGGAUCUGGUGUGGACCACGCCAGAGGGGUCCAGCCUUGCCACCUUAUUGGCCAGGCCUGUCGAGGGGCUGCCGGGCGGGAAUGCCUCAAAGCGCCCACUUCUGACCCCUUCCCGCUUCUUGCAUGUACCCUACAGACCUGGCAAAGGCAGGGCCCCGCUGGCUUGUUGCAUGUACCCGACAGACCUGGCAAAGGUGGCAAAGGCCGGGCCCCGCUGCCUUGUUGCAUGUAUCCACCGACCCGGCAAAGGGGGCAAAGGCAGGGCCCCGCUGCCUUGUUGCGUGUACCCUACAGACCUGGCAAAGGGGGCAAAGGCAGGGCCCCGCUGCCUUGUUGCGUGUACCCUACAGACCUGGCAAAGGUGGCCAAGGCCGGGCCCCGCUGCCUUGUUGCAUGUACCCUACAGACCUGGCAAAGGGGGCAAAGGCGGGAACCCACCCCCUUGGCGUAGGGUUGGGCACACGCAACACGACAAGAGGGCCCAGCCUUUGCCACCUUUGCCAGGUCUGUAGCGUACAUGCAAGAAGCGGGAAGGGGUCAGAAAUGGGCGCUUUGAGGCCUUCCCCCCCGGCAGCCCCUCGAAAAGAGGGGCCGGGGCGGGGAGGCCCCCCCCCCUUCAAAAAGUUAGAUCGGGGGGGGGGGCCUCCAGCCCUGAGCCCUGGAACAUAUAUAAGUCUUGUGAAUUACCCAUACUGAACUGAUCCGUUCUUGAUCAUGAGUACUACAGGCCUUAGAAGUUUUGCUGUAGUUGUCUGAUGGACGAGGGUGAAAUUUCUAUCUUUAAGCUGGGAAGCACGGCUGCGUCUGCAGCAAUUGUCUUCAUCAUAUUUAUACGGGGAAGUUGUAAGCUUUAGACAAUAAAUCAAUAGCACCUAAAAACACAACUCACAGAAUUUCCGAACCGCAUCAACUGUUGGGACGAAGGAGAGACGUUUUUGACGAACGUGAACAUUUACAGUAUCUCCUGGCCACGCGAUCCUUUCUUCUACGCAUAUGGGGAUGUGGGGAUCAGAAACAAUGUCUCAAUGCUGUAUUCUCUGGGUUUGCGUUCGUGCAGCCAGCCCUUGCUAGUGCAGAAGAUGGGAGUGCUGGAAUUGGAUUUCCGGCUCGAAACAGAGACGGUGCGCGAGAAUCGAAACGGCUACGGCGACAUGAAUCCAUAUCGGGUAACUACUGGCUUAGAUGCAUGCUCAAUCAUAGCUUUCAUCAUUUUGAUUUCUUGACACACAUCUUUUUUCUUCAUCUUCAUAGCUUCUUGUGGUCCUUCCCUGAACAUGUCAAUCACAGAUCGAUCGUCUUUUCUUGAUACAUUACAUGGAUAGUUACCAGCAGAGAAACAAAAGCGCAUAGACACCCUAACGCUAUUCGUUUUCCAGGUUGUUUGGUGGCGUGAAGAUCUGAUUGACGAUGGCGUUCGCGUAAUGGCUGGAGGAGAGCGACGGCAGAUGUAUCAGACAGUUCGGGGGUGGACCGAUGGUGGGUGUGAAACACGAUGGAACAAGGCACAGGAGAACAUGGUAUACGCUCGCUGCGACCACAUUAUCAACCAGUUCUCCAACGGUUUUGCUGGUGGGUACCAAAUCUGGGGUCUCGAGACGCUGCCCAAGCCAAGCUACACGCAACCCGAAGUGCCCUCCUUGAACAAAUCAGUGCACAACAAUUUGACGUACUGGAUUUUCUUUACGGGGCUUUUGUUCUAUUUCGUGCACAAGUUCGCGUCUCGCGCGGACAAGACCAGCUUCUGGCCGAGUGAAGCGACGCUGUCGCAAAUACUCUUCCUUGUCGCGGAACAAGAGCGCCUAGAGCGGUUGAAGGAGCACGAGCGACUACAGGCUAUCGCUCGAGACGAGGCCAAGGACCCGUUCUACAAAGUGCUCCGACAGCGCAAGCUGAAGCCGAUCGUACUGACAGAAGGCGUGCCGGCGAUGCUCGUUUCCACUUCGCAAUGGACUUACGAGUUCUUCUUCAAAGUGAACCGAGCGCAAGAACGCGUAAAGCGAUGGUACCGAAGACAGCAGAAGGCGCGUGCUGUUACGAUUUGCAUUGAAUACUUUUUCAGCAUCAUACUUUGCACAGAACAAGAGUAGAGUGCUUGUCUAACAAACAUACUUGUUUUCGCUGAAGAUUGGUGACAAAAAAGCUUCGAAUACAUAAAUCUUCUACUUGUACAAGGCACUACAGCAACAUAAAGAAACCUCUAAUAUCAAACGCAAUCAAGAAUGGGUGUCCUGUGUCCAGCUUAGGGCGGAGGAGAUGCUGACCAAUGAAGUGCGGGAACUGCGCUCCAUGCGUGAAAAAACACGUAAUCGACUCUAUGAGCACUUCUUUCAGCAAACGGAGUUGCACUUAUGACCACAAGAAUAUAAGUAUUUCUAUCUACGUAUUUCCUUUGUUCACCCAUCAUCCUCGGAGUCGCGCAGGUUCCGGAGCUCGAUGUGCAGGAUCUAUAACCUAACCUAACCUAACCUAUAUGUUUCCUGUCAGAACUACGCGUCUCGAAGAGAACGCGGCGCCUCGCAGAAGCAUCACUUAGUGUAGGAGUAGGUGUUACAUAAAGAAAAUAGCCGCUUGAUUUUUUCUCAUCAUAGGCUUUCUCCUUUUAAGUGUAGGCGUUAAUCAACGAUAGUAUAAUUCGCUGCUGGAUCUUUUCACCUGAGAAUCACGAAGAAGAAGUGACCACAUGCGUUUCUUAUGAAAAGAAAUUGUGCGCGUCAGCCUCUAAUGCUUCCUGAUGAUAUCCACGUGGACGGACAGACGGUGCGGGUGACGACGAUCCAUGAUUUGUUGGAAACACGGGAGAGUAGCGAGUAUGAGAGCACGGCGUCUGACCAAGUAGACGACGGCCUGCCAAAAGAACCUCCGGAGGUCCCAAAGCUCGAGGACGUGCUUUUUGACAACGAGGAGAAGAAUGAAUUGGAGGACUUGCUAGGUUUGGAAGACGAAGAAGAGGGGGGUGAUCGUUUGCCGAAGUUGCCUCCUGGGUGGCAGCAUAUCGAGCGGGAGGACACAGGUGAGCGUGCGUAUCGCAAUUUGCUGACGGACUUCAUCGCGUCGGAACUUCCCGGGGAGCCAGCGUGGGGGCCGAUGACCUUGCUACCGGGAUGGAUGCUCUGCUAUUCCCACAAGUUCGAUCGCGCCUACUACUUCUAUCCGUCCACAGGGAUGACCCAGUGGACCUUCCCGAAGUACGGCGAUGAAGUAAUGCCGGAGGACCCAGAGAAGCAUAUGACUCUGCAGCGCAUGCAAUUAUGACGAGGUGAUCACUGAUAAAAGUGCUGAUGUCCCAGCAUAACUCCGUGCUAGUAGAGGCGUCAGUAACUAACAAAUGCGCGAGAACUCAAAGUCAAAAUCAAAGUAGUUCUCCAGAUCACAAUACAAUUACGAUCGUACUAUAAUAUUGGUUGUUCUUGUUGAGAUGAAUAUUGGGCAAGGGAAUUUCAAGUUGUCUCUAAUCUUUGAGAUGCGAUUAGACGCUAUGGAUACGAGGCCAGAGAUCGGACCCGACGGCAAGCCGUUGCAGGCGAUCAAGGCCACAGGUGUUCAGGGCCGACUAGUCCAGAGUGGUGACGGACGCAUUGAUCCGAAAGCGACUAGCAUUUUGAACGAAACCUUCCGGCACCAGACUAUGCAGAAGUCGAGUCAAGAUCCGAACUUGGCAGCGGGCCCCGCGAUGAAGUUUACGAAGUCCCAAGCGCAGAUUGACAAGGAGACGAUGCAGCAACUGGAAUCCCUCGUGGGUGAGGACAACGUGAAGGCUGCGGAUGGAGAGACGCUCGACAGUCCUGCUCCGAUCGACGGUGAGAACUCGAGAAGCGUGAUCGACAUGGCGGGCGGCGGUGCCGCAGAAGGGCAGCAUCAGUACGCGCGAUCCUCAACGGGCCUCUCGUCCACUUCCCUGCAUCCGGGGGACACGGAUUCGUCGCGCUGGGAGUUAGAGAGCGGAAUAGCGUCUGCAAUAGGCAGCAGCCACGGUCCGAUUGCUUCGCCGCUCAGCGUGACGGGCGGACUGUCUUCUCUUCAAAUGGGUGGAGCCAAAGAGGACGUCGUUUCGCUUAGCUGUGUACCAGAUCCUAAUAUCAGCUCGUCCAGUGCUUGUACGGCCACCUCGUCUACUACCGGUCCAGCAUUGUCGUCCAGCUCCUCAUCGACUUCAGCGAUUGAUGCGGUCGAGAGAAAGCAGGAAAAGAAGUCGGGGCCAUCAUCUCUACUGAGGGAGCGCAAAUCUUCAGGGAGAAAUAAGACCGGGAGGCAGGCGCAAGAGCCUUUGCCUCUGUUUUUGGACCGCGAGCUGUCGCAGAUCGGGGGGGAGGUGUACACCACGUUAGUGGAGCGUAGAAGAAGGAACCUGCAGAUCGGUGGCAGUUCCUCCAGUUCUUCUCGGUGUAGAAGCCCUGGGACGCCACGUGGCCUGCCGCCAGAACCGAACCCCGCGUGGCUGCAGAAUCCACCACUCCCACCUGAAAAGGCGGAGCAAGUUUUCGAUGAAGAAAAUGCGGUCGCACAAAAUCACAGUAAAGGAGAUAGUCAUUUAACAGAAGACAGGCUGCGGCAGCUAGAUCGGCGACGGAGAAAGAGGACAGUCGUGUUGGGCCGUGCGCCUGCCAUAGCGCCGAGCGCAUCGGGGAGCACCUUAGCAGUGGUGCGGUCCGGUGUGCCGCGACCCUCUGAUGCAGAGCCACCAGAUAUUAUCGAGCAAUCUACUGUAGAAAACGAACGAAGACAAGCGCACCAGGACGAAGUUGUGGAAGCACAGGGAGGAAGCUCAGCUUUCGGUACAACCAAGAAGGUAGCGCCCAUGGGAGAACCAGAUGGGUCACCCAGCACCAGGCCCGUAGUGGACAUAGAACUCGGCCCCCAGCAGGAUCCAAGUCCUUUGGACGACGACGUGGCUGAAGAAGCACACGCAGCACCAGUGGCGCGAUUGACAUCAAGAAAUGCCAAUGAACAUGACGACUCUCCCAGCACCCACAAAAAUGCUUCAGUAGUAGAGGUGGAGCCAGGCGCACAGGUUGUCAGCAAGCAUCUCGAAGGCGCUCAUCGAAAGAGCCCCUUGCAGAGUCCACGCGCACAAGUUCCCAUAGGACAGCAUCCGCAUGUGCAGGGUCGGCCGCCACCUCAGACGGGACAGACCAAUCUUAGUUUGGCCUUGCCAGCUUCACAGAACACCCAGACGGCGAUGCGAAACACGACCGCAGCAGCGGUGGUGCCUUAUCGGCAGGGUGGCGGACAGCUCGUUGUUGCAGGCGGCAGACUCAAUAGCGAAAUCACUGCCUCAGCACUCCCACGAAACUGGGAAGUUCACGUCAGCUCAGAUGGAAGGGUACGUGCCACUAAUGUCUAGUGUGAAAGUGAGCGUCUAGGUACGUAACGAAGGAACGCAUUUACUACACGUCGGGCUUCUGUCAGCCGUUUUUUCAUCAGGCUAGCAAGAAUUAUCGCUCUCGAAAAAGAGAAUCAGUAGCAUUUUGAAAUAGUAUUCUGCGUAAGGACAGUUCUCGGGUGCUUACGCACGACAAGUACUUCUUGCGCACAACUUCAGAGAUCACAGUUAAAGUUGUGAAUUAAUAUGGAAAUUCAAAUUUGUUAUACUUUUUCCAGCUCUACUACGUGAAUGUGGUUGCGAACCUGACGCAGUGGGAGUUGCCGCAGCUGCCGUUUCCAUGGAAGGAGCGGGUGUCACGAAGCGGGAAGGUGUUCUAUAUGAACGACCAAACAGGAGUAACCCAGUGGCAAUGGCCAGAGGCAGACAUGGGUGGAGGAUUCGACGAACCAGGGUCCGAAUACGAGUCUGACGCGGACGACCUGGAGCAUUCCUUAGGGGCCACAAGUCCCUUCGAACUAGCUCUGCCAGGUCAAACCACAAUCACAUCCGCGUCUGAUGGUGCUUAUUUCUAUACUAUAAUCGUCUUUUUGUUUUUGAUUUUGUUUUUAGUUUCACAACUUCGCAGAAUAAUUUCUCAGAGACAUGGGGAUGGUGUUCUCUUUUUAGCCUUUUGCCUCAUGCCAUAUUACACGACCAGGCGCAAUCGUGCCAUACGGAAAGGACGUCGCUCCAGAGGCGACGGACGUACUUGCAGUCGCUGAAGGUGCGGUGCAGGGUGUGGCUGCGGGCGACAAAGAAUGGGGCGUUGACGAGAACUUCGACCGCUUCAAGAAUGAAGAGCAAAGAGCCCUCGAGAAAAAGCGAGCGAUCGCCAGACAACAUCGCACUGCGCAUCAGUUAAGUCUUCUGAGAACUACUAGAUUUUCUACUUGUAGUCUCCUUCUUCAAAACAAAAUAUUAGAGCGUACUCAAACCUAGUAUGAUUAAUGAUCGAGGUCAUCAUCUUUCUCGCUCUAAUCCUGGUGCGCGGAAUACGUGACUUUGUGCGGCAGCAUGAGCUUGGGGCGUACGAGCAAAACUGGGGCAAGUAUCUCGACGCCGUGAAGGAUAAGAAGGAGAAGCUAGAUCGCAGUCAACAGCCAGCUCUAGGCAAGAAAAUGGAGUUGGAUAAAGCCGAACUGAGAGAUCUCUUCCCGAUCGUGCAGAGGCUACAGUGGACCAAGUGGAAUCCCAUCAAACUGUACUACAAUCUUCCAUCAAGCCACUCUCUUUAGAUGAAACAAGUUAUAGAUUGCAUGACCCGCUGCAUGCAUACGUUUCUGAUUGCACGAUGUUCUUUCACGAUCUUCAUUCGUCGCAUCUUGCGUGGGAACGAUAUCGAAACAUUCUUCUCCCCUAUUUUAAUCCCAUCCAUCCUAUCCUAUCCGUAUUAUAGCUCUAUCCUCACCUUCCCUUCUAUACUUCUAUCUCAAAAUGUUUGGGGAGCAAUACAUCUUCAUGAUAAAGAUCGCAUUAGAAGUGAUUUUUCACGAGAACGACUUCUGUAUAUCUUCAGUAUAUUAAACAUACCACAACUUAUCCAUGCUUUGUUCUCAGGUAUGGGAUUCUGUUCAUGCAGCGCAAUCACUUUGUGCGGAUUUUUGAAAACUACGCACGCCCGAGCAAGGCGCAUCGCGAGAACCUCUGGGAGACAAGAAUAUUAUGGCAUUUUUCAAUGUGUCCCUAUCAUCCGUUUCCUAGCCAAAACUGAUAUCUGAGAUCUAGGUAAAAGAUGCGAGGAUUAAGUUUGCACCACAAGAUAAUUGUCUUGCGGCGAGUUUUUUAUUUUUGCAAGAUUGUUUUGCUCUUCUAAGCACAACUAUUGCGGCGUUUGUGAUUUCGUGGAGCGUGUUUGGAUCGCAUGCGCAGAUUGAAGAUCGAGUAUCUGCGGUAGACCUGUCCCAUACCAGGUUAUUGGCCAUGCCUUUUGAUUUGUCCUUCGAAGGGUAUUACUUUCUUUACCUCUUCUUGGCGGACCUCUUCUCCAGCCUGUGCAUCAAUUUUUUGGAGGACGUUUUUUUCCUCAGCAGACUGGAACUAAAGUUAAGGUGCCGCGCUGCCCUCUACUUUCAUCUUCUUGAAAAGCAUCUUGAGAAGAAUCUCAUUUUAGAGGAAGAGAACGUACUUAAUAGACCACGCUUCAACAAAAGUGCGACUAGCUUAUUCAAGAAAUGUGACUACUUUCAAGAUGAAAGAAUCUAUACAUUGGGUACGCUCUAAAAAAGGAGUAUCAGCUGGAUGAAGAACAGCGACAGGCAAAAAUGAAGCACUGGCACAAAAUUUCGGCGACUGGGGAUGCUUUUCUACAUUAUCUCAAGGCCUUCCUCACCGGUCUCAUGUUCAUCUUCGCGGCCGUCACACCGGCACCCAGGGUACUGAUUUGUAAUGACUUACUUAUUUUUAGUUACUUAGAGAUCAGAGAUUUUAUAUCACAGUGCUCUUUUAGUUUUAGCCUGUGCCCGAAGAUGAAGUAGGUUUUUCUUUGUGGCCAAUGCAACUAUCCCUUACAUGAAACUGCAUCGAAGUGCAAGAACUAGAAGGGUUCUAGUCUCUGUUAACUAUACCCCUCAACCUUGAGAGGCCUCCUCUCCUUAGUUAACUUUUUACUAGUGUGCUAGCCAUCAUUGCAAGCGGUUGUGUAAGCUUGGCCACAUGUCGAGAAAACGUAGUUUAUUUUGGCGUUCCUUUCUCAAUUUCAGUCUGCAGUCGCGGUGCUGAUUUUUCUUUUGUAUCUUGCGUGGCUGCACGUGCUGCGGCCUCUUACCCAUGCGCUUGGUGUCUUUCUACUCCUCUUCUUGGCGACUAAAACGGAAAGAUUUGAUGGCUACCUGUCCUGGUAUACGCACACCAUGGAUUUCCUCUACUUAUGGCCAAUAUUUUGAUGAACAGCACUUUGACGAUAGCAUGUUGUUGAUAAGAUUGUGAAUUUGUUUCAUAGGACCGUUUCGCGUAAGAUCAAAGUUAGAGCAGUAGACGUACAUCACAUCUCUCUACUGUUUUGACACUUGUUGAUGCGGAACAGUUUCAUCUCGCUGAUGAUUGAGAAUGAUCAUUUGAGAUGCACUGCUGAUAGGAUACCACAACAUCUUCGUGCUAUCUCUAAGAAGUGUGAGUGUGAGCACAGCGGAAUUUCUGGCAUGGCGCCUGCAUCGGAUGAUGAAGGAGGCUGUGAUAAUGAAGCAAGUUCACGAAUCCGAGUACGCCUUCGAAUUGUGGCAGGCAGUGCUGGAUGCGCGCAAACCGACGAAAAAAAAGUCACUUAAGGCUCAUCAUAGUUUUCCCUAUGUUUACCAUAUUUUUCCCUAUGUUUACCAAAGGUCGGCUUACUUUAAGCUUUCUUGUCUCAACUGUUGACUUCCUCCGUAGAAUCAGUUAUUCUGAGAAAAUGAAUUCAGGAAUCAUUCUAAAAUGAACUCAAGAGCGAUUCCGCGAAAAUCAUGACGAGACUCAAUUUAGUUUAGGUACUGUAUCAGCAGGUAUCUGUAAGAGAUUUGAAGAAGCAUUGCGAAUUCUUCUAAGUCGCGCUAUCGUCGGAAUUUGGAGAGUACGGCCGCGAAGUACAAGGAGGACGUGUAA
This is a messenger RNA of Amoebophrya sp. A25, 24118 nucleotides long. The record is from the annotation of a GenBank genome assembly. Lineage: Eukaryota; Dinophyceae; Syndiniales; Amoebophryaceae.